Tribolium castaneum (red flour beetle) is the source of this 2508-nucleotide messenger RNA. Its product is annotated as peroxisomal acyl-coenzyme A oxidase 3. Bases 361 to 2415 code for a protein of 684 amino acids. The transcript is spliced from 6 exons. Gene Ontology annotation, cellular component: peroxisome. Lineage: Eukaryota; Metazoa; Arthropoda; Insecta; Coleoptera; Tenebrionidae. The record is from RefSeq and is a predicted model, not a curated record. Gene Ontology annotation, molecular function: fatty acid binding; pristanoyl-CoA oxidase activity; FAD binding. Gene Ontology annotation, biological process: lipid homeostasis; fatty acid beta-oxidation using acyl-CoA oxidase.
UCAAUUACACAAUUCCAGUUGUUGAUUUCCGAUGUCGACUUGAAGGUGCUUCACUUCGCCACACAUUACUUACAUAAUCACCUCCACUUGCUUUCUCCCAAUUAGCGAAAUUAGAAAGUUUUCUACAGUUUUCUGUAAUAAUUCGAUAAGCAUCAAGGAUCAAGGUUAUGUUAGCGUGUUUUGUAAAAAAAAACUAUUAAAACCUGCAAGUGUAAAGUCCGCUACUUGUCCUCAAGUCAGUGAACUAAUAGACUACAUGACAGUACAAAAUUUUUAAUGUUAUCGCAACUGCGAGAUAUAUAAAUUCGGUAUAAAUAUUUGUGUUUAUCUCAAACAGUGCGCCAUACCAUCGCUGUGAAAAUGUCACAUCUAUUGAAAAAUUUUCCUCCAGGUCCGUUGGACCUGUAUAGGAGAAGGGCCUCGUUUGAUUGGAAAAAAUUGAAAGUGUUUCUGGAAACUGAGGAUAUUGUCAAGUACCAAAAUGAGCUGUUCGAGGUGCUGCGAACCCACCCAGAGUACCAACACGACCUACUCUCCCAUUCGUUCGAGGAACAGAGGCGUAUUGCAGUGCGUCGGGCCCUUGCCUACGCCGACAUUGACCUCCUAUCAGUCCCCAAAAUCGUGGAAAAUGUUAAAACUGGGGCCGUCAUGACCCGGACAAUGAUGCAGUUAAGCCCAUCCUCCACCGUUAAAUACUCCGUGGGCAACGGGUUGUUCACCAACGUUAUCAGGAGCCAAGGGACGGAGCGCCACUACGAUAUCUUAGACCUCGCAGACCGGGGCGAGAUCCAUGGGUGUUUCUGCCUGACCGAGAUCGGCCAUGGUACCAACACCAAGGGCAUGCGGACGAGCGCCACUUACGACAAAAACACCCAACAAUUCGUCCUCCACACCCCUGACUUCGAAGCGGCCAAGUGCUGGGCCGGUUCGCUGGGUCAAAUGGCCUCCUAUGCCGUGGUCUACGCCCAGCUGUACGUCGAAGGGGUGCACCAUGGGCUCCACACGUUCGUGGUGCCCAUCAGGGACCCCAAGACUCUGCUACCGUAUCCCGGGAUCGUGGUGGGGGACAUGGGCGAGAAGAUCGGCCUCAACGGGAUCGACAAUGGUUUUCUGAUUUUUGAUAAUUACCGCAUUCCGCGUGAGAACCUCCUGAGUAAAAACGCCGACGUGACCCCUGAGGGCAAGUACGUGACAAGGUUUAAGAACCCGAAGGACCGUCACGGGGCUGCGUUAGGGGCCCUGUCCAUAGGCCGUGUUAGCAUAACUGGAAUUUGCGAAAGCUAUGCCACUAAGGCACUCACGAUUGCGAUAAGAUAUGCAGCUGUGAGAAAACAGUUUGGGCCAGAGGGUGGGGAGGAAGUUCCAAUUUUGGAGUAUCAGUCACAUCAACACCGACUUUUGCCAUACUUGGCUGCGAUUUACGUCUUGAGGGUGUUUAGCACAUUUAUUUCCGAAACGAAUUAUAGUUUCACCAUUGAGACAGUUUUGAAUCAAAAUAAGGAAUCUCUGGCCGACUUGGGCAUGGAAAUCCACGUGAUUUCCUCGGCCUGUAAGCCGGUGGCGAGUUGGUUGGCACGCGAUGCCAUCCAGGAGUGCAGGGAGGCUUGUGGUGGCCAUGGAUACUUAAAAGUGGCCGGAAUUGGGGAUAUUAGGAACGACAACGAUGCUAACUGCACGUACGAAGGCGAAAAUCACGUCUUGAUUCAACAAACCAGCAACUGGUUGAUCAAAUUAUGCUCCGAGAUUGAACGAGGGGCCAAAAUCGACACUCCGCUACAAUCGGCCAAUUUCCUGAGCAAUGCUUCGCAAAUACUCAAACACAAAUUUACUGCCAAUAGCCUAGACGAGGUUUAUCGGCCUGAAGCUAUCAUAGAUGCCUAUCAGUGGCUGGUUUGUUAUCUUUUGAAACAAACAAAGGACAAGUUGGACCAUCUGACGAAGAAAGAAGGCGAGUUUUGGGCCAAAAAUAACACUCAGGUGUACUACGCUAAAAGCCUGGCCAUUGUCUUCAUUCAGCACUUCUUCUUGCAACGAAUGUUGGUCGUUAUCAACCAAGCAACGGACGCUGACAACAAAAGAGUUCUCUCGAAAUUAUUCUCCUUGUACGGGCUGUGGACCCUGGAGAAAUAUUUGGCAACUUUGUACGAAGGGGGCUACACCCAGGGCCCCAAAGCCACUCAUUUGAUCCACGAAGGCAUCUUAACACUCUGCCACGACAUUAAAGACGACGCAGUGUCUCUAAUUGACGCUAUCGCGCCCCCCGAUUUCAUCCUGAAUUCGGUGUUGGGGGCCUCGGACGGCCGCGUUUACCAGAGGCUACAAUCGGCGAUCUUCCGCUCGCCCCACGCCAUGAGCAGGCCGAAGUGGUGGCGGGAGCUCGUCCAUUGGAACGCCGAUUUAAAGAAUAAAUUGUGAUAAGUUGGGUUGUUGGUUUUUAUGUUGGUUGGAACUUUAUAUAUUUUAUUUUUGUAACAAUAUAUGAAAGAAUAAAUACUUUGUGUUGAAUAA